This is a messenger RNA of Amoebophrya sp. A120, 3744 nucleotides long. The record is from the annotation of a GenBank genome assembly. NCBI's taxonomy places the organism in Eukaryota, Dinophyceae, Syndiniales, Amoebophryaceae.
GGCUGCCCUUCCCACUCUCCUCGGGCGACACGAACGCCGUUCUGUCGACCAAUUUCGCGAUCGGCAAGCCGGCGGUGUUCUUCACCUCCAGCUUCUAUCGCUUGUCGGUGAUUGAUGUCAAUUACCGCUGGGAUUACGAAAACGCAGGGAGAAUUCGGGGCUUUCUGAUGCCCGAGCCGGCCGCUGUGCAUGAAACGUCUGGCACCAGCCCCGUGCUGAAGAAGAUGAAGUCGAUCUUGACAAAUUACAAAAAGCAGGACUCGUUACUUAGUUUCACCCCGUACGAGGACGCCCUGAUGGACAUUUACUCCAUUGGCCGACGGCAAGCAACGCCCUCACGGCGGCCGGGCAGCCCGCGGCGGCAUUUGCCACAGUACAUGGCGUUGGGGGAUUUCGCGCAAGCAAGAAUUUUGUCGGCGUCAGCCGUCCAGAUCGACACACUGCAGCACGACUACCUGCUGGAAAAGGCCCACGCGGAGUUUCUAGACCGAGAGGACGACGAGCGGAGAAAGCUCAGUAGUGGUGGAACAUCAAGUGCUACUGGAACAAAUGUCACUUCUGAACAACAAGCGAGUGAAGACGAACUGAUCGAUGGGAAGAAUUUCCACGAGGCGACGCAAUUGUUCACUGCUAAGUGGCAGUAUCAUUGGCACCUUUGCGCGCUCGGCGGAGGCAUGCCGCAACUUGUGCACCACGUCUGGCUUGUGGCGAAGAACGUGUGUCAGCUGAUCCUGCACAGCUGGGGUUCCUACGAGCAGCAGCGGAUUGGGAACGCCGCAACACCCCGCAUCCACCGCAUGGCGCCGAACGUGAAGCGCGUGGCGAUCGAGCCCUGGCGGGGGUACGGAGGUUGGGAACAGGGAGAUAAAAAUGACACAUCAACAUCAAGUCAAGACGACAAGAUCAUCGGCCGCUUGCUCCUUGAUACGGGGAUUGCGGGGGGAAAUCCGGACAACCUCGUGCGGGACUUGCGGAACGUGUCGUGGAUGAUACCGAGAACGGGCUUUCAACAGGAGGAGGGCGCACUUGAUAAAAAUCAUGCUCAGGAAGAACAGUCCCAAGAAAACACUACAAGCAAAAAUGAAACCACGACGCUUUUCCGGACCAACAACGUUGUUGAGAUCUUGCCCAGAGAGAGGCUUCCGGCCGCCUUGCGGUCGGACAUUGCCGCAGUGCCAGUUCCCGGGCAAGCAGACUGGCGGGACCACUUUUACGUGAAACUGAUCGACAAAGCAAGCGGACAAUUUCAGAUCAGGAACGACACGCUCUGGGUGCGGGCGGGCUUAAUUGAGGACCGCAUCUCGAGCUUCAACCUCGCUGGGAAUGAAGACGAAGUAGAAGAAAUGCUGGCAGCGGAAAAAGAGCGUGAAGACCACCCGCAGUCUGAUCUCGCAAGUGACCAGACCGACAACCAAGAUCAGGCCAAAAAUGGUGUAGUUGCAAAAGAUGUUGAAGAAGUAGAAAGCGACCAGCUCGAGAAAUCAGCUAUGUCCAAGUUCCUGAUCGAGAACGCAGUUGUUUUCGGCUCGGGUAACACGAAUGGAAUCGUUGCUGUCAUCUGGCCAUCGAUCCAGGGCUGGGAGGUGCACGCGAAACUUCUCGAGAACAAAUGUGUCGAUCGCGAGAAGUUCUGGCUUAAAUACGUGCAGACCGCGGUGGCCCGGGGUGACAAAAGUUUUCCUUCGCACGAGAUCCCCAUCGCGGUGGCGAUUUCUUCGGAGCCUUGGGAGUACCGCCCGCGGACGAAGCUGCGAGAGGCGCUGCGCAUGGCAUUUUUUGGCAUCGCGAACAAGGCGCUGCCAGAAAGCGUCGACUACUCGGAGUUGCCGUUGAAGAAGGCGAAAAGCAUUUCAAGCGCUACUGAAGGCGCGACUUCAUCAUCAUUCUGGCCAGUUUCGGCACUGGACGACGAAGGCACAAAGUCGCACACACCAGAACUACAGAUGGGCCUCGUGGGACAGCCGAUCUUCCAGGACCGCUUCGGAUCCUUCGACCGGUUUUUUGCGUAUCCGAUCGCGCGCUUGCAGAACACCGACGCAGCGGCACUGGCCUACAGGUCCUGGUUCGAUCUGGUUUCGGUUCGGGCGACCCUCCGAAAGGAGGUGGCGGAGUUUUGGAACGAUGCGAAGCAAUUCCAUUUUGUGCAGGAACGAAUCGGCACCGUGUGCAACGUCUACCACGAAGAGCACGCGAUGCUGUGCACGAAGCACACCUCUGCGCUGAACAAGGAGAAGAACGCUGAGGCUAAAGACCAGGGUUCUUUCGAUGAGGACCCGGCGCCUUUUACCGAAGUAGCUGCCCGCACCUUUGUCGUCGACGCGUUGCUGGGCUGCGUUCCAGCAGGAGCAGAAAGAAAGUUCUCUUUUAGCUCUUGCCUUUUGCGAGACUCCAGCGAAAUUGGGCUAUUGCGGGAGCCGCACCGGACGGGCAAGCCCGUGACGGCGGAGACCACUACUGCAGACCGACUCGAGCGGCUCGACGAGGUACCAUUUCACUUCUGGGAUCUGUUGGGAGGCGGAGACAGCAAGAUUGAAAAUCGGAACAAGGGAGCACUCGCAAAUUCGUUUUCGUACCUGCAGAAGGUGCAGACGUUAGACGCUGCUGGUCGGCUCCUCUUCUUGACUGCGGUCCAGGACGAAAUCGAGUUUCUGUACGAGACGAAGGACGUCUGGUUGGAGGUUAUUCCGCUGAAGAUUCCGAGCCUCGGCCGCCUUUACCGCCUCGGCGAGGCGGUGCGCAUCCGUCUGGAAAACGCGCGCCGACUCUUUGCAGCUGGUAGUGUAAUUGGGGCCGCGAAGACCACAAGUGAGUCGACCAGGAUUUUGGGACAGACGAAGCAAUUUCUGUUGAGCAGUUUACUCGAGGAUGAUCAUGGUCAUCCACGAGGCCAGCAUGAGGACCAAGAAAACAAAAGAGCGGCUCAAGUAGGGCUGUACAAGAAAAUCAUGAAACUCUGUUACCCUGAAUGGCAUCCACGCACGGAGAAAAUUAUCGCCAAAUCUUCGGGUACAGUCCGUGGUCAGAGAUCAGGUGUAGAGAAAGUGAACAGCACGACCGGCAAAAACAACAUGACAAAUAGCACUUCUGCAGCCACUUCGCGUGAGGACCAACAGCUGCAGCGGGUUUUCCAGCUGCGCUACGAAAGUUUCGAUGUGGAGAACGGAGAGUACCGGAAGCAAACGGCGCGCAUAGUCGACGAACAUCCUUUUGGCAGCACGGAACCCGGAGCCACGAUUGGCGUCCUUCCCCUGCAAAAGGGCAUCGUGUUCGAUCGAAGACUGACGAAAAGUAGCAAGGCGGCAGCGGGAAGCAGCGGUCGUUCUAGUGAAGCAGAUUCAGAAGCGACCGAAAUAGCAAACCAGGCGCGGGAUGAAUGCACUGCGGCGGGAACGGACGACACGCGAUGCGCGGGAGAAGCGAAGAAUGCAGACACCAUGCACACUGAUCACGAUGUGCUCGCGGAAUUGUGAAUGGUUGCUCACAAGAAUGCAUCAUCUCAUCGAAAAAGUUUUUAAAAGGAAAUCCAUCUGCGUUCCAUUUAUGAUGGAGUCACCAAGUGUAAAAUGUACCGACUUUCAACUUUCUUGUUGAACUUGAAUUGUACGAAGAAAUUUUUGUAGAUCUUCUCUGCCUGUGUAAGAUGCAAAAGAUGACAACCAAAAGUAGAGGAAAGAAGAACAGUGAUGAUCCUGUGCUGAGGCCACUUACGCAAUUGAUCCCAGGCAAGUCCUCUUGUGAAUGAAG